Seriola dumerili (greater amberjack) is the source of this 1149-nucleotide messenger RNA. Its product is annotated as rhodopsin-like. Lineage: Eukaryota; Metazoa; Chordata; Actinopteri; Carangiformes; Carangidae. Gene Ontology annotation, biological process: G protein-coupled receptor signaling pathway. The record is from RefSeq and is a predicted model, not a curated record. Bases 1 to 1149 code for a protein of 382 amino acids. Gene Ontology annotation, molecular function: G protein-coupled receptor activity; peptide binding. Gene Ontology annotation, cellular component: membrane. The transcript has a single exon.
AUGGACGCAGAAGAGCUGAUUGAGUCCAUCAUCAGAGCUUUCAUGUUUAUAGCAGGGAUCCUGGGAAACAACUGGCUAGCUAUACGCUCCCUGCCCGAGCGGAGAUCUGGCAUCCGCACCAACGAGGUCCUUUUCAUCAACCUGGCUGUCUCCAACCUCAUCACCAACUACCUGGUGGACCUGCCCGACACCAUGGCGGAUUUUGCCGGCCGAUGGUUCCUGGGGGAAACCUACUGUGGCGUGUUCCGCUUCUGCGCCGACCUCUCUGAAACCAGCAGCAUCUACACGACCUUCUUCAUCAGCGCUUUCUGGCACCAGAAGUUGGUCGGCUCCCUGAAACGUGGGGGGGCGCCGGUGCGGCUGGACAGUCUGUGUCUGGUGGGGUGUCUGCUGGCCGGGAGCUGGACGGUGGCUCUGGUCUUCAGCAUCCCCCAUUUUUUCUUUGUCACGGUCGAGGGAGGGAAUGAGAGCCAUGACGACUGUAUAGAUGUCUUCCCUAAUGCAAUAGCCAGGCAAACCUAUGAAAUCUUUUAUUUAACCCUGGCUAAUGCUCUCCCUGUGGCUGGGAUUGUGUUCGCCAGUGUCCAAAUUGUCAUCACUCUGCUUCAAAACCAGCGACGCAUACAGGGUCAUAGCUCUGACCACAGCAAGAAAAUUGUUGAAGCUGAAAACAAGAGCACUGAAAACAGAAAUGAUGAGGGAUCUGUCAGCACUGAUACCGGACCAGACGCCUCAAAAGAUGUCAAAGACUCAGCGUCCCGAAACGACAUUUAUACUGGCAUUCCUCCUUCUUCCUGUCCAAAUGGAGGACUGCCUGGUCACAGUUCCCACAGCUCUCCCAUCAACAGGGAAACAAACACUGACAGCAGAUUUGGAGCUCAACCAAAUCUUUCUAGGCCCAGCCAGAUGCCGGCUAAGCCCAGUGCGAACUCAAGCACUCAGGUGAGGGCAGCCAAGAGUGUGGUGGCUGUGGCCAGCGUGUUCCUGGUCUGCUGGCUGACUCAUCUGCUUCUGCGAAUCACCAACAACAUCCACACCUCCUCGAUAGUGGUGGAGGUGGCCAGCUAUAUUGCAGCCUCCUACACCUGCAUCAUCCCCUACAUAUUCCUGCAUGGAGUGAAAAAGCUUUCUUGCUCAUGUAAAAGGUAG